CCAAAAGAACCCUAGCCUCCUCCAACUUCAGCGUCGCCUCCCUCGACGGAUCGAAGCGCCUCUGCCACAUCCGCGGCAAGAUGCACAAGAAGGUCUGGAUCGCUGCCGGGGACAUCAUCCUCAUCGGCCUCCGAGACUACCAAGACGACAAGGCGGACAUCAUCUUCAAGUAUAUGCCUGACGAGGCCCGUCUCCUUAAGGCCUACGAUGAGCUCCCUGAGAACAUCCGCCUCAACGAGGGCAUUGGAGGGCUCGACGAGGAGGACGAGGCCGGUGCCGAUGACUACAUCGAGUUCGAGGAUGAAGAUAUCGACAAGAUCUAAGGUAGUAGGAUUUUCAGAAGAUGAUGAUUCAGAGGAGAUCAGAAGGUCUUGGAUGGUGAAGAGGAAGAAGGAUUUUCAGAAGAUGGAGAAGGUUCACGGUCGGCUGGUCAAUAUUCUCGAGGGGCUCGGGCUCCACGCCGGAGUUUUCAGCCCCGCCGAGCAGAAACAGAUCGUGGAUUGCAUCUAUGUCCUCCAGAAGAAAGGCCGGAACGGUGAGCUCAGAGAACGAACGUAUUCGGAGCCGAGGAAAUGGUCAAGUUCGGAUAACAAUUCAGUUCGGUUGCUGCUACAAUUACGCAGUGGACAAGAAGGGCAACUCUCCAGGCAUAAUUCGCGACGAACAAGUCGAUCCCAUUUCUGAUUAGCUGCUAUACCUCUACCUGUUGGCUCUGUGCUUAUUCUGAACGGAAAUGGAGCUGAAAUCGCUAAGCACUGUGUGCCCGCUGUGCCUUCAAGUAUAACCCCAACCAGUUCAAUCUGGAUGACUUCCCUCCUCUUGGCUUUGGUUCGGCUAGCCACUCAAAGAAAACGACCCGUUCACUUAGACAGUGAAAGUGAAUUCCGUCUGUUUAAGUAACAUUGUCAUGGAUGUCUCAGAGGAACUGCCUGUUCGGCAAUGAACAAUUUUCUUUUUGGACUUGAUUGAGCUUCAAAGCUCCUCUUUUCUUGUGUUAUGUAUUUGUAGAUUUAUCUGAUUGAUUGGAUAAGGUUUUUUGCAUUGUAUAAGCUAUAAAAAAUAUUGACAAUAACACUGCAUCUUGCCAUUGAUGGUGAUUUUGUUUUGUAAUGUUGAUCGUUGAAACAAUAUCUUAAGUAAUUUAUGAGCUUAGCGUUUGGUUGUUUA
Molecule: messenger RNA, 1167 nt
Organism: Zingiber officinale
Lineage: Eukaryota; Viridiplantae; Streptophyta; Magnoliopsida; Zingiberales; Zingiberaceae
Product: RNA demethylase ALKBH9B-like
Exons: 4
Coding region: 208-684 (158 amino acids)
Biological process (GO): mRNA catabolic process
Molecular function (GO): demethylase activity; mRNA binding
Source: RefSeq, a predicted model, not a curated record